This is a messenger RNA of Neolamprologus brichardi, 2625 nucleotides long. NCBI's taxonomy places the organism in Eukaryota, Metazoa, Chordata, Actinopteri, Cichliformes, Cichlidae. The record is from RefSeq and is a predicted model, not a curated record.
AUGAGGCCGCUGCUGUUUGGGAUUCUGCCAAUCAAGGAGAACUUAUUUGGCUCUCUAUCUAGUGUAACUGUUGCACUCUGUCUUCUAACCCUCCUCCUGAUGGUUAUCUGGGGUCGAAAGAGUAAGAGAUCCUUCUUCCACUUCCAUCUUGACUCCCAGCUGGACCACACAAAAUACCCCCCACCUCCUGGCCCCAAACCGUGGCCCCUUGUCGGGAAUCUGCUCCAGGUCGGGGAUCAGAUUCAUCUCUCUCUAACUGGGUUGAGGCUUCAGUAUGGAGACAUCUUCAAGCUCCGCCUUGGCUCUUUGACUGUUGUCGUUCUGAGUGGGUACAACACCAUCAGGCAGGCUCUGGUUCGACACGGGGAAGCUUUUGCGGGGCGACCUAACCUUUUCAUCUUCUCUGCUAUAGCCAAUGGGAGCAGCAUGACUUUCAAUGAGAACUACGGGCCUGUGUGGCUGCUCCAUAAGAAGCUGUGUAAGAAUGCCCUCCGGUCUUUCUCCCAGGCUGAGCCAAGGGGUUUUGGUGCCACCUGCCUCUUAGAGGAGCACAUAUGUGCAGAGGCUGCAGGGAUGGUGCAGGUGAUUCGAGAAAAAGCUGCUAAAGAGGAAACGGAGGGUAUAGACCCAGCGACGACCUUGGUAACCUCAGUGGCAAAUGUCGUUUGUGCGCUCUGUUUUGGGAAACGGUAUGACUACAGUGAUAAGGAGUUUCUCACUAUUGUUGAUGUCAACAACGAGGUCCUGAAGCUCUUUGCAGCGGGGAACCAGGCUGAUUUCUUCCCCGUGUUUCGCUACUUUCCGAGUCCAUCUCUGAGAAAGAUAGUCCAGUACGUUCGCAGGAUGAACAGAUUCAUGGAGCAGAACAUUGAGGAACACAUUGACACCUUUGAUAAGAACCGUAUCCGGGACAUUACAGACGCUCUAAUUGCACUUUGUGAAGAAAGAGAAGAAAGCAAAGAUACUUCGAUGCUCUCUAACGACCAGAUCAUUCGUUUCUUGAAUCCAUGUGGACUCCUGAACAAAGAGCUGACAGAGAAGGUCCAGAUCUUCGGCAUGGGAAAAAGACGCUGUCUUGGCGAUGAAUUUGCACGUUUGGAGAUGUUUGUGUUUCUUACCACGCUUCUUCAUGGGCUACGUAUUGAAAAUGUUCCAGGGCAGGAGCUGGAUCUCAGCACUGAUUUUGGUCUAACUAUGAAACCACGUCCGUACAGGAUUACCAUUUCCCAGAGAUUUUAGACUGUCUGAAAACUCAAAUGAUGAUCUUUCGGAUGUUUUGGAAUGUCACAGCGGAAAUUAAUUGUAGUUAUUACUAUUUUGUGCUCAGUUUGGCAAAUGUGGUCAAAGCACAGACACAAAGAUAAAUAUACACAAAGCGAACAUGAGGUCAUUUUACAGCAUUCAGGCCAUCUGCCUGCUACAUUAAUAUCUUAAGUGACUGGUCACAGUUUAAAACGGAGGAAUGAGGAUGAGUGUCAUUGAUCAGUCCUUCAGGUCUCAAACUACAUUCAUGCAGGGUUCAUUCCCAUUUGAAUUACCCCCCUCCUUCUUCUUCACACCUCUGUCAUGUCCUUCUUUGCUCUUUGUCCUCCAUUCAUCUCCUCCUCUUAAUGUAGCUUUAACUCACACCCUGUAAGCUAACUCAUCUACUCUCAGUGCUGAUCCCCAAAUUAACCACUCGUCCUUCUCUUUACCAUCACUGUAACCACACACCCAGAUAAGAAACAGUACCCAAAAUAUACGAGAGGUAAAGAGCAUGAAAAUGAGCAGUGUUAUUUUCAUAAGCUAAAUGUGAUGUAGUAUGGCAGCAGGGUAAGCCACAAUGACUUCAUUAAUAGUUUUGUAAAUAGAAAUAGAAUAGACACUUUUAGCUGUUGACAAACUUUUGUUUGUGAACAUUUGAUGAGUGCCUUCUUUUGGAAACUAUGAAGGACAGACUUCAGCUGAUAGCUCUUAAUGAACUGUUUCACCUGAAUAUUACAAGAUGAAUAACUUAAUCUUAUUGUAAAUAUCUGACCUCUAUACAUCAUGUUGAGGUAAAUUAAUAUCACAUAAAAAAAAGUGUGCUAUAAAAACUGCAAACAUAUUAACAAAUAUUCAAAUGAUCUCAAAGCACUAAUACCACUAGGUUUAAGGCGGUUAUUGUUUAUAAUGUAUGCAUAAAAUGUUAACUUUUGUACUAUUUUUGAAAGAAAAAGUAGAGCUGAUGUUGGAAAUUGUUUUUUUUAAAGCAUAUACAGCCUACAGUUAGCCUCUUUCUAUAGUAAUUAUAGAAAGAGUAAAACUGAGUCACGUAAAACAGCUGCAGACAGUGGCUUUGUAUAAAACAUGCAAUCUGAAAACAGUAAUGUGCCUGUGCUUGUGUGGUAAUGUAUACUGGCUUUCUGUCUGUACCUUCACACUGUUCUGAGUGAUGAUGAUGGCAAUGAGGCUGACUCUGAAGUGAGUAGGGGAGGACUAGCUCAGAAGGAUGCCUCCAAAACACAAAAACAAAAAAGCAAUCUUAUCUACGUAGAUAGAUAUGUUAAGUACAGAAAACCAAGCUAUGGCAAUGUAUUAAGUAAAGUAGAAUGCAAGCAUUUUAACCCUAUUUUAAUUUUUUAAUAGAUUAUUUUAAUAAUAAAU